AUAUAUUUUUUGGGAAUAUUAUUUUCAGUUUAGGCAAUUCAAUAUCAAACUUUUUUUAUUAAAAUGUCUUUACAAUCCAAUUUAGCCGAAUAUGCUGCGGAAUUAAUGGUCUAUUUUGAAAAACACAAAUUAAUUGAAAUUUCAAAGCGCAUUUUGGUGGAGUGUGCAUUAGAACGGCCCGACAAUGUGCCAUUGUGGAUGGGUAAAAAUAUUAAACGCAUUGCCGCCAGCAUAUAUCAGGACUGCCUAAACCAGGGGAAAGAUGGCGUGAUAGCAUCCUUACAUUUAUCAGCGAAUUUUCUAUAUAGGGUGGUGUUUUUUGGAAGACGAGGCUCAGGACGCAAAACUCAAGCUAUAUACUUGGCCAGGCGAUUCAAUUUGGUUUAUCUUAACGCAGAAAAUCUUAUUCAUCAAUAUCUGAGAGGAGACGAUAAAAAUCCCCAAGAGCCUUUGGCUCGGGAACUACAAAGGGCUUUUUAUUACAAUAAUUGUAAAGCCAAGAGCACAGCUUUAGCUGCUAUUAUAUCCAAACGUCUUUUGGAUGAGGAUUGCCUUACUCAAGGUUGGGUCUUGGUGAAUUUCCCACAUACCACAGCAGAUUUUAGGGAAUUAUUGGAGAACUUUAAAAUACCACCCAAUAAGGUGGUGUAUCUGCAAUGUCCUGAAGAGAUUUGUAUGAGUAGAUUACUUGAUAUGCCAAAUUGUGGACUGCCUAGCAACAAUCGCAAGUAUUUUGAACAAGAGAUGUGGUUUUACAAACAAAAUGAAAUCGCCAUUGAUGAGUACCUAAGCAAGAGACAUGAAACAAUUUAUGUUAACGGAUCAGGCAAUUCACAAGCGGUGAAAAAUGAAAUGUUUGCAAAGCUUGAAAAGACGCCAUACAUCAUGGGUUGCAAACAAGAUACAUGGGACCUGAUGAAUAAAUAAUUUAAGUUGUUGACAAUUAAAACGAAAAAAACAAACAAAAGCUUCAUUAGGCAACCAAUUUUCCAUAUAGAAGAUGAUUUGGACGGGAUAUAAAUCGUACAAGAGCAUACUAAAGAAAUUUCAUUAAUUAAUACCUAUAUGAGUUAAUGAGCCAUUGGUCAUACUCACACCACCAUCACGUACCUAUCAUUUUUGUUUCAAAACUUAACACAUCAUGAUGAUGCUGUAGGUUAUUGUGUCCUCGCCUGCGAUUUUAAUAAAUUUGACAUAAAUGACCCCCUAUUCUUCAGCUAUUCCCACGAAAUUUACAUAGAUAUUUUAAUAAUAAAUUAAUUAAUAAGAGCAUCUAAACAGCGCCACACUCGUCAUCGGCCAAUCACUGGCACUAGGAAAACAUCGAAAUUCCAAGCAAGCAUCAUAGGCAAAAUGUAAAUUGUAUUACGGAAGAUAAGUGACAACAACCAACGGUACACCACACCACUGCCAUCACAAUUAUCUACCCUUGUACGUCUCGUGAGGAGACUACGCAUCAAAGUAAUACUAUUUAUGAUAUUAUUACUCACAUUUCUUUGCAUUUUUCUUUUUUAAUAAACACACACACACUUCCUUACCCACUCCCCCUUCGACAACUAACAAACAGCCCCACGAUUUCUCUAUGGAUAAUAAGAAAAUAAACAAUAAACUGUAUUUAAAAAGAG
This is a messenger RNA of Stomoxys calcitrans (stable fly), 1625 nucleotides long. Its product is annotated as adenylate kinase 8. The record is from RefSeq and is a predicted model, not a curated record. Gene Ontology annotation, biological process: nucleoside triphosphate biosynthetic process. Gene Ontology annotation, molecular function: nucleoside diphosphate kinase activity; ATP binding; AMP kinase activity. NCBI's taxonomy places the organism in Eukaryota, Metazoa, Arthropoda, Insecta, Diptera, Muscidae. The coding region runs from base 64 to 927 and encodes 287 amino acids. The transcript is spliced from 4 exons. Gene Ontology annotation, cellular component: cytoplasm.